AUAUAUACUAGCAGCAAUGUCUAAGUAUAAAGAACUCUUAGAGCUUGGUGAUAAGCAACUUCUAGAUAAAAAGAACUACACUGAAGCUGAAAGGCUGUAUAAUGAGGCAAUGAAGUUACAACCCUUUGGAAUUGAUGCGAUAAAUGCCUUGAUGGUUAGUAAGAGGUUGAUGAAGACAGAGGUUGAUUCUACCCUACUUUCGAAGGCACUUAAAGCUGUAGAGAAGCACCCAAAGCAUUUCUUGACUCUUUUUAAUAUCUCUCUUGUGUACCUUGAAAGAGCAGAUUAUGCCAAUGCUCAUGAAUAUCUUAAGAGAGCUUAUAAAAUUCAGAAUGGGAAUCUUCAGCUUUUAUAUAAUCUUGCUUUUUGAAAACAAGAGUUGAAAGAUUACAGUAGUGCUAUUGAGCUGUAUGAUAAAAUCAUUGAAAAAGAUCCUGAGCAUCACAAAGCAAUCACUCAUUUAGCAAUCUGCCACCAUUAUUUGGGGCAAACUGAAGAGGCAGCGAAACGGAUCAGAAAAUGCAUUGAAAAUGGGAAUCCUGACGCAAAGCUUUAUGUCAAUAUGGGAAUUUUGCUCAAAUAAAAUGAAGCAGUAUGAUGAGGCCCUAGAAUAUUUUGAUAAAUCUCUUGCUAUGUCUCCAAAUUUCCAUGCAAUGUACAACACAGCUACAUUGUACUUUGAGAAACAUGAAUAUGAGCAAGCUUUCGAAUGGUUCGAGAAAUCUAAGGAAUUCACAAAGCAUAAUCACGAAAUAAAGCUUGCAGAGCUAGGCACAGCCACUGUCCUGGAGAAGGAGAGAAAUUAUGACGAAGCAAUGGCAAUUUAUAAAAAGCAUGGCCUUAAAGAUAAGAUAGAUGCAUGCAAAGCAUCUCAGAUUAGAUACCAGAAGAGACUUAAAAUGCAAGAAAAGCAAAACCAGAAAGAUUCAGAAGAUGAAAAUAUGGAAGAUACAAAGAAGGAAGAAACAAAGAUGGAAGAAACUAAUGCAAUACCAGUGGCAGCUCCUGUUUUGGUAGAUAUUCCGAUUGAAGAAGAAAAGAAAGAAGAGAUUCCAGAUCAGAUUGUAAAAGAGAUUAAAGAAGAUUCAGUUCAUCAAUCACAAAAUUUACAAGAAGAACCUUCAAAUUCUCUAAAUGAUCCAACAAAUACUCUAAAAGAACACCCUCAAGAGAUACCUCCAAACCCUUCCAUGUCAGAAAAGCUCUCAGACAACGAUAAAAUCGAAAAUUCACCAAAUCUCGAAUCUAAUCAAAAAUCCCAAAAAGACCUAGAGCUUGCUGCUCAAAAAGCUGAAGAACAGCAUCUAAAACAGGAACAACUGCUUCUCGAAGAGAAGCAGAAACAAGAAGAGCUCAAGCAAAAGCUCGAAACCCAGAAACAAGAGCAAGAACUGCUCAAGAAGCAGCAUGAGGCUGACCUCCAAAAACAGAAGGAAGAACUUGCCUUAAAAGAAAAGCAAGAAAAAGAACGAAUCCUUAAGGAAAAACACGACCAAGAACUACUUGAGCAGGCACGUCUUGAGAAACAGCGACUUGAGAAGGAAAAACUUGAGAAAGAACAACUUGAGAAGGAAAAACAAGAACAAGCCAAGCAGAAAGAGAUAGAACAGAAGAGACUUAUAGAAAAGAAGAAGGAAGAAGAGAUGAAGAGAAAGCAGGAUGAGGAGAGACAGGAACAAGAGAGACAAAAGAAAGAGAAACAGAGGAAGGAAGAAGAGCAAAAGAAACAAGAGGAAGAAAAGAAGCAGAAAGAAGAGAAGAAGAGUACAAAAACUGCUGUAAUGGAGAGUAAGCUGUCUGAGAAGAGGUCUUCAAAGAAAUCUCCCAGUGAGAAAAAUGAGGAUGUUGAUCCUAAUGAUAGCUAUAUCAGAGACCCAGAGCCUAGCAAAAUUGAAGAAACCCCUGCGCGGUUGGUCAACAGAAAGUUAGUUUCAAGCAGUGUCACUGGAUCAAGACAUGUUAAAAACAAAGGGUCUGAACUGAAAAUCGAUAAGGCAUCUGUUAGCAACUCUAUGAUGGGAAUAGAAGACAGUAAGGAAGACACCUUGCAGCAAGAGCAAAAUCUUGAUCUCCACAUGGCAGUUCAUGAAGAAGAUGCUGAACAUCAAGAAGAUAUGGAAGAGGGAAAAUCAAUGGAACAGUUCGACUCUGACUAUUACAAAGAGCUUCUUCUUGAAAAGACAGUCUGCCCUAAGACUCACUUACUCUGAGCUCUAGCUCUAAUGAGAGAGAAGAAGUGGCAAGAAGCCUUAAUGUAUAUUAAAAAGACAGAAGUUCUAGAUCCUAAUUAUCAAAAAGCCAAAGUGCAGGAAUGUUAUGCAGAUAUCUUUUUCAAUGACAAAAAUGAGCAAUGGGAAACUGUCCAAGACCUCUAUGAUAAAGCUUUAUCGAGGUAUGACAGAGAGCUGCAGUCAAAACUUGAUUGUAACGUUCCCGAUGAAAUUGAGCAAAUCAGGGAAAAUAUCUGAGUCAUCUACAUUAAGAAAGGAAAGUGCUACGAGAAGAUGAAAAUGAUCGAUAAAGCAAUUGAAAUGUACCACGAAGCACUUGAAUAUGAUUCCAAGAAUCCUCUUGCCUAUCUUAGAGUGGGAUGGGCUCAUGUCAGAAAGAAUAAAAUACCUGAAGGCUACCAGUACUUAAAGAAAGGUCUGAAGUACAAAUAAAGACUCAAUAGAAAUGAUGAUCAGACUUACUGAAGUUAUCCUAAUGAUGAAUGAUGAACGUGCUAAAGAGAGACAAGAAAUAGCAAUGAAGUACAUCAACAGCUGACUUGAAAGAGAACCAGAAAAUAUUGAAGCAAUCGUCCUUCUAGCCAGAUUGAAAGAAAAGGAAGGAAAGCUAGAUGAAUCAUACUCUAUUUAUGAGAAAGCGAUCACCAUAGAUUGCACCAGGUCUCAAUCAUUCUAUUAUCUUGCUCAGUUAUGAGAAAGAAGGAAAGAACUUAAAAAGGCUAUUAAAGUUUACAAGCAAUGCUUAUUUCUCGACACUAGAAACUUUGCAUGUGCCAUCAGCCUAGCCACACUGCUAGGCAAUGAGGGAGAGCACCUCAAAGCAGCUAAGUAUUUUAAACAUGCUGUUGACAUCAAUCCUCAAAAUGUGACUGCUAGGUACGGACUUGGUAAGGAAAUUGUCCAAAAUGGAAGCGAUGCAACCGCUGCUGUUGAGCACUUCAAUUAUGUUAUCAAUAAGGAGCCUGAAAAUUACAAAGCAUACUGACAACUUGCGAUAGUAUACCUUGAGAAACAGAAUUUCGACAAGUGCUGUGAAAUGCUGAAGAUCUGACUUUCUCUGAAUAAACAAUAUGUCCUCGGAUUGGUAACUAUGGGUAAUUUGCUAUUUGAAACCGGAAGUCCAUCUCAGUCGAUCAAGUAUCACCAGAAAGCUCUGAAAUAUAAUCCUAAGGAUAUUCAAGCUUUGAUUGGGCUCGGGAAUUCUCUGUAUGAGAAUGGAGAGCCGAAGAAUGCUAUUUUCUACUACAAGAAAGCUAUUGAUAUCGAUGAAACCUUAAGCGAUGUCCAUUACAAUCUUGGAAAUGCCAUGUACCUUAUAGAAGAUACAGAUGGAGCGAUCAAACACUACAGGAUUGCUAUCAAGCUUAAUCCUCAGAAACCAGAGAGCUAUUAUAAUCUAGGAAAUGCCCUCUGAGUAAAAUCUGAUUACGAGCAAGCUAUUAAAUAUUAUAGAGAAGCAAUUGAGCUAGAUGAAUACAAUGCCCCUGCUUAUUAUAAUCUUGGAAAUGCUUACUACAUGAUCUCUGAGUAUGACAAGGCUAUCAAGACUUACUUGCAAGCAAUUCAGCUGAAUCCAGAAAGCGCAGAAUGUCAUUUUAACAUUGCUAGUGCAUAUAAUGACAAAGGUGAUUACAAAAAUGCUUUGAGUCACUACAAAAAGUCUCUGAAAUAUGACAAAGACAAUAUUGAGACUAUGGUGUGAAUAGUCCAGACCUGCAAACAUCUGAAGAAAUAUGAAGAAGCAGAUAGGUUCAUUAAAGAGAUUAAGAAUAUCGAUCCUACCAACGAUAUAAGCUUGAGUAAUAUCUAAAUCCUCAACUUUUAAACUUUCAAUU
Moneuplotes crassus is the source of this 4066-nucleotide messenger RNA. The record is from the annotation of a GenBank genome assembly. NCBI's taxonomy places the organism in Eukaryota, Ciliophora, Spirotrichea, Euplotida, Euplotidae.